AUGUCUGGACAAGAACAAGAAAUGAACCCGGUGUACAACCAAUCUUCACAGAAUACCGAUGAAGCGGACACAACGUCCUCACUUAUUUUCUUUAUACUUGGAUUCUUUUGUUAUUGCAUUUGGAUAGUUGCAUUCUGUAAGUUUAAAAACUCUGGAAAUGCUACAGCCAGAAUGUUUGGUAUCAUUUCAUUGGUAUUUUUCAUAAUCUCAAUAAUAUCAACCGUUAUUGCUGUUGUGGUGGUAAUACUUUACCUCAUAAUCUGGUUUGCUAUUAUCGGAACGGCCGGUAAUAAUGUUUACAAUUGA
Messenger RNA from Entamoeba invadens IP1, 306 nucleotides. RefSeq lists its product as hypothetical. The record is from RefSeq and is a predicted model, not a curated record. NCBI's taxonomy places the organism in Eukaryota, Evosea, Mastigamoebida, Endamoebidae. Bases 1 to 306 code for a protein of 101 amino acids. The transcript has a single exon.